GGUAACAAGCCCCCAUCGCCUACUAAUAAGCCCGAAACGGUGAAGCCUGCGACCGAAAAACCCACGCAGAAAGUGACGCCGAAGCCGACAGAGAAGCCGACUAAAACACCAAAACCAACAGAGCCGUCUGGAGAAACUCCUUCAGGUACAAAAUGUGUUGAAAAUUUAUUUGUUCAGAGGUAAAUCUCGACUGAUUAUCUCAGUUUUUAGACCUCUUGAAACGAAUCAAAUCGAUCAUUCAAAUCAUUAUUUAUACUACUAUCUAUUUUAUAUUAUUGGCCAGGACUUUUAACAUAUGUCUAGUUCUCGUAACAAAACCUGUUGCUUUUCUCUAUUAUUACCAGGUUUUCAGAAGGCUUGCUUAGAAGCACACAACGACUUCCGAUUUUUUCACGGCGUUCCCUUGCUGAAGUGGUCGGCAAAGUUGACAAGCGACGCACAGGCCUGGGCAGAUCACCUUGCGGCUAGUGGAAAGUUUGAACACGAUCCAACCGCCCGAGACAAGGACCAAGGCGAGAACCUAUAUUAUGUCACUUUCCAACCUCUUCCUAAGAGAUUGUGCGCGUAUGGCGAACAAGGAGAUUGUCUGAGCUGUGAAGAGAUUGUGCAGGCAUGGUAUGAUGAGGAGGUCGAUUAUAAUUACGAUACUGGCAAACGUAAGACGCUUGGUGCAGUUAUAGAACAUUUUACUCAGCUUAUCUGGAAGGCGACUAAUGAGCUUGGCAUGGCAACUGCUGUGGCUGGUAAUAAGGUGGUAGCAGUUGCUAGAUACUCGCCCGUGGGAAACUGGGAGGGAGAGUUCAAGGAAAAUGUCCCACCGCCAAUCAAUGUGUAA
Molecule: messenger RNA, 835 nt
Organism: Porites evermanni
Lineage: Eukaryota; Metazoa; Cnidaria; Anthozoa; Scleractinia; Poritidae
Source: the annotation of a GenBank genome assembly